GUUACCUAAGCACACAGACACACAACCUUAUAAGGACAUUUGUUAACAGUUUCCACAUUAUAUGCUGCAAAAUAAAAAUCACCAAAAAGUGUAAUAACCAAGAUGCAUUCGACCAAGAUUAAAGAGGGCGAUGACAGGGAGGAAAUGGAGCUCAACCAAAUCUGGCGAGGAUGUCGUAAAAUCCAGGGAGCCAUUUUCCGUUAUAACUUCGACAUCUGUGCCGACUUAAAGCAGCACGAUCCCAGCUGCAGCGGCUUCGUGUCCGAACCCAUUUUCACGGCCGUAUUGGGCAAGUAUCGCAAGGUGGCCGGAAUGUCAGAGUCCGAGCUCCGGGACGUCACCGACUAUUUCCAAAUUCGGGAUGGACGGGUUGCAUAUCGACAGUUUUGUAAGGUUGUCUGCAGCGAAACACUGCACAAAACCGCUAAAUCAGAUCUGGCCUCGGGAUUGGAGUGGAACGAUCCUUGGCAUGUGAAUGUUAUUCCCCAGCCGGAGGAUCGUCGCCGACUAUGUCUAAUCCUAGUCAAGAUUGCCCAACUAUCUCACAUUCCACUCAUGCCCUAUUUUCAGGACUAUGAACUGAUUGCCCAAAAUGUGGGAGUCGUUACCGUUGCACACUUUUCCCGCGUGCUGCACUUCAUGAAGAUUCCUUUGUCCGAGACGGACUUCCUCCUUCUACUGAGACGCUAUAUGAAGGACGGAUACCUGGUCAACUAUGUGGCUUUCCUCAAGCAUAUUGAUAAUAUUAUAGCGUACCUGGGCGAGCAUCUUCUGCUGGAUAACUCUCAUGAUAUAAUAAAGGAUUUUCCGGGCCGCCUGGUGGAACUAGAGCUAUCGCAACUGCCGGCAAUCGAUGGUUGCAAGGUGGUGCACCCAAUCUUCCCGGAUGCGUGCAACAUGCCAAAGAAGAAUCGCAACCAGUGUGACAUUUUGUUUUGCAUACAGAACUACAUCUACAAGAACCAAGUGCGCACCACCGAGUUCCUAGAGAGCUUUGACUCCCUGAACGUUGGCAGCAUCACCAAGAAUCAGUUCGAACGUGGUCUGUCCAACAUGGGAGUGGGCAAGUAUCUGACCCAAAGGGAAAUGUCCAUCCUGCUGGAACGCUACACGGAUCCCGUGGACACCAAUCGGGUGCGGUGGCGCAAUUUCGCCGACGAAAUCGAUACAGUUUUUACUAUCAAGAACCUGGAGAAGAUGCCGCAGUGUGUUGUGGAAUCGCCACUUCGCCACAUCCAGGAGUUGCCCAGACCAGGUGCCGCGUCCUGGGAGAAUGUGCCAUUGAACAUCCGUGACCUGUGCGAAGAUGCCAUUGCCAAGAUACGUAUUCGCAUCCGCAAUCGUAGACUCUACUUGCAUCCGUUCUUCCGGAGCUACGACAAACUUAACAGCGGACAUGUGCGCUGCAAUAUAACCAAGCAGAUCUUUCGCACCAAUGGCAUCCUUCUAUCCGAUCCUGAGCAGGAUUCUGUGCUGAGUCGGUACGGCAACGAGCUGGGCUUCUGCUACACCAAGUUCCUGGACGACGUCGAUCCGGCCGAGUAUGCCAUGCCCACGAUGGUCACCAAGCAGGAACUGGUCGAGUGUCCGCCGUUCGCGCGGGACAACCUAGAUCCGGAGGACGUCAGCGAGGAGGUAAUUGUGCGAAUCCUCACUAACGCCAAGCGACAGGCUGUGGUCAAGAGCGUGUCCGUCAUGGAGUUCAUGAAGGACUACGAUCGCCAUCGUGAAGGCGAAAUCCUUGAGUCGGACUUCAAACGCGCCCUGGACAACUCUAGUGUAAUCAUUAAGGAGGAGGAGGCCACAAUUUUGUGCAACAUUUUCCGUUCCCCCACCCGCGUCGCCUGCGUUCGCUAUCGUGACUUCUGCAAGGCCCUCGACGAGAUCUUCAUCCAACUGGAUACGAACAUGGGCGACCAGGUGGUGACUGCGGUGCCACUGCUCCACCUGCCCAAUCUGGACUGCGUCGACUGCUUCCUGAGCUUCGACGAGCGAACCAUCUGCUCGCAGGCCCUGAUGAAACUGGCCCGCAAGCCGGACGAGAUUUCCAAUCUGAGCCAGGUGUUUAAGGACUUCGAUCGCGAACAGUGCGGCUCGAUUACACAGAACCAGUUCCUGCGCGGCAUCACAGUGCGCGACAUGCAUGUGAUGCUCAGCAGUCGCGAGUUCCAGGCCAUUUGCAAGUGCUUCGGCGUUAAGAAGGGCAUGUGCAUGGAGUUCAACUACCGUGAGUUCCUGAAAAUCCUCGACGUUCUUUUUACCACCGGCCAGAUGAAGCGCAACUAUUAGGGACCUGAAAAUGUCCCCCUCUCAAAAUUUUAAGUGUUCCUGUUUUGUCUCCGAAAAUUUUAGCAUGAUACUAGGCAAAUAAACAACAAUUUAUGGACUUUUA
Molecule: messenger RNA, 2392 nt
Organism: Drosophila rhopaloa
Lineage: Eukaryota; Metazoa; Arthropoda; Insecta; Diptera; Drosophilidae
Exons: 9
Coding region: 103-2289 (728 amino acids)
Molecular function (GO): calcium ion binding
Source: RefSeq, a predicted model, not a curated record